Venturia canescens is the source of this 12842-nucleotide messenger RNA. It is a transcript of the gene InR-2, whose product is annotated as insulin-like receptor. Bases 1525 to 6687 code for a protein of 1720 amino acids. The transcript has 12 exons. Gene Ontology annotation, molecular function: insulin receptor substrate binding; insulin receptor activity; ATP binding. Gene Ontology annotation, cellular component: plasma membrane; insulin receptor complex; axon. The record is from RefSeq and is a predicted model, not a curated record. Lineage: Eukaryota; Metazoa; Arthropoda; Insecta; Hymenoptera; Ichneumonidae. Gene Ontology annotation, biological process: protein phosphorylation; glucose homeostasis; positive regulation of MAPK cascade.
CGUCGCCGUUGAGACACACUCACGGGGGCAUGGCGUGGUGCUGCCUGGUGCUCGGAGCUCUAGUAAACAACUUGUGUGCCACUCGUGAGGAUAUGUAUCUGUGCCUCGUUAAGAAUUGACGUAUUUUUGUGCUCUAGUGGUGCGUUAUAAUUUUCAUCCUUCAUUUUUUCCGUUCCUUACCGUCACGGGGGGUCCACUGAUCUCUUAUUUCCACGCGUUGUAUACAUUUCCACGUGGGGAGCAGCAGAUACACAAUUCGCUUACUCCUUACCGGAACCCGAGAGAGGCACAAGCGCGCCCACGAGAAAAUGACGAAAAGUCCGUAAGAAUAAAAGGACACGAGGAGAAAAAAGCGCCAGCGCAUUAAACGGGGUGUGUUUUCAUCGUGUAAUUUUUCUUUCCCUCUUCCCUUUUUACUUUGCUCGCCUCCUCCCCACAUUUUUAUAUACAACAAAAAUAGUGUCUCGGUGCGCGCGAGAGUGUAUUGUGCAUUAAAAUAAACUAUGUAUGAGAAAAAAGAUGAAUAAUAUUUCCGUAAAACGCUGCGGAUAGUGCGUGUGUUGUUAUUGUGGAAAACGAAUAUAUAUAUAUAUAUAUAUGCAUACGCGUGUAUAUAUAUUCUCACACAAAUCAUUUCGGGGUUGGAGGAGAGGUGAAAUUGGCUGAAUAAAAAGCAACCCUACCCUCCCACUUUACUUGACCACCAAGUACACGAAACCUCACCUCCCCUCUCGCUCUUCCUCCUUCUACGUCGACUCUCCUCCUUCCUAUUGGGCUACUAUCCACGUAGUUUGUGGAAUUUUCGGUUUACGGCGUGCCGUCUCGCUCGGACUCUCGGAGCGACAGACGCUCCGUGACAGCUGAAGAACUACGGAGAGUCAAAAACGGAGGAGGGCGAUCGAAGUGAGGAGAAAUUCUCGAGGACUCAAUAGCGAGGACCGAAGCGUCAGGAUGUGGAGACGAAAGCGACACUUUCGAUCAGGCAUGAGUGAUUUCGGAGCUUGAAUCAGGCGAUGAUCGUCGGGAAAUAGGGAAAAGAAGAGCUCGGAGAGAAAGACUGGAGGGUUUCGUUGGAGGAUAAGGAUCGAAGGGAGCAAAAAAGAAAAUGGAUUGAAGAUAUUUUCACGAUCGUAGGACCCGUGAAACUCUUUCGUUUUUAUUUCUUUCCUGUAAUUUCUCGAGGCUUCCGAAGCGCGCGGGUGGCAACGAAUACCGAAAAAUAUGCGAUUGUUGGGAGCUGCGUUACGAGAAAAGCUCACGAUGCUGAGCGGGACUCGCGUCGCGAAGAGAUUGUUCCUUCGAUCGACGUCGAUCUGUGGUCCGGAGGACGCGUGGUAAAGAUUCGUAAACAAUAUUAAAAAGCAUCGAUUGACGAAGCCUCGAAAAAGCAGAGGAAAAAUAGAGCGUCGUCGCUGGUCGGAAAAAAAGCUCAAUUAUAAUUGUAAUGCGCGUAUCAUCAUUGUAACGAUAGAAGAAAAGGAAAAACCGGGCAUCGAUAUCGCCGAUAAGAAGAUCCGGCGAACGAUGUCGAUAGAAGAUAAAACGAUGAAAGGAAUUUUCAGUAAUUCCCGGAAGGACAAGAGGGUCCUCGGCAAACGAAGAAAUUCAUCGACGCAUCGUCGUCCUCUCCGUAAUUUCGUCGAGGAAGAUUCGGCGGAGGCCGGAACACGAGGUAAAAUUCACGACGAUUGCAUCGGGCUAAGACUCGUCGAUGAAAAUUCGAGGAGCGAGCUUAUGACUCGCUGCGAAUUGUGCAAACGCUUGAGCUUCGAUGUCCAACCGGAUGGUUCAGCUUCAACGAAGAGCGACGAGAAGUUAAACGAGACGAGAAACGACGAGAAAUGUUGGGGCGAAAAUUUUCGGUGCCCUCGAACCAUGUCGAGAAACGACGUUAUUGCUCAUUCGCGAUCUGGUCUCGAACACGAUAAUCGAUCCUUGCGAUGUGCCUCGAGCGUCGUCCGAUGGAAUUCCGCUGAUCUUUCACGGCCAAGAAGAUUUUAUACUCUCGGUACUCGGGACGCAUUUGGCUGGAUAAUCCCGUUCGUUCUUCUAACUAUUCUCACUAGCGUUGUCUCGGCCGAAUUACUAACUUUUCCUGUCGCCGAGGUAUACAGGAAUUCCUCAAUCAACGCUAAAAGAGAGGUGUGCCAAAGCAUAGAUAUAAGAAAUAGCGUCAGUGAAUUCUCGAGACUCGAAGGAUGCCGGGUCGUCGAAGGCUUCGUGCAAAUAUUGCUUAUUGACCAUGCGGACGAUACGGCACUCGCAAAUCUUUCCUACCCGGAUCUUAUCGAAAUCACCGGAUACCUCGUACUCUACAGGGUCAACGGUUUGAGAAGCGUGGGUCGCCUUUUCCCGAACCUCACGGUGAUACGUGGACAUUCGUUAUUCAUAAAUUAUGCAUUGGUGGCGUUCGAGAUGAUGCAUCUUCAAGAGAUCGGGCUUCAUUCGCUGACCGACAUAUUACGAGGAUCUGUGAGAUUUGAAAAAAAUCCAGCUCUCUGUUACGUCGACACGAUCGAUUGGGAUUUGAUCGCGAAAGCUGGUCGUGGAGAGCACGUGAUCUCGGGCAACAAACCUAGAAACGGAUGUCCGGUGUGUGACAAACAUUGUCCAUCGCGUUCGACCAAACCCGACGAUACCUUGUGCUGGAAUAGACAACACUGCCAAAAAGUUUGCGAUCGAAAGUGUAAAGACCGGGCGUGUACGUCGACGGGCAUGUGCUGUCAUCCCUCGUGCUUGGGUGGUUGUACAGGAGAAUUGGCUCAGCACUGUACAGCCUGUAGAGAAGUGUCGGUAGCGGGUAAUCAGUGCGUGCAGCGUUGCCCAUCGGGAACGUACGAGUUUAUGAAUCGUCGUUGCAUACAGGAGAACGAGUGUCGAAGAAUGAAGAAACCGCCCGAGGCGAUCGGUACAAUCCGCGAAUAUCCUUACAAGCCGUUUAAAGACAGUUGCAUCAUGGAAUGUCCAGCUGGUUGGAUGGACGAGGAUCGUAAUGGUUUGGCAUCGUGUAAACAAUGCGACGGCCAUUGUUUACGAGAAUGCGCAGGCGCGAACGUAAAUAGUAUCGCAUCUGCUCAAAAAUUACGGGGUUGUACCCACAUAAGUGGAAGUUUGGAAAUUCAGAUUCGAGGCGGUAAAAACAUAGUUAAGGAAUUGGAGGACAGUUUGAACUCGAUCGAGGUGAUCGACGGGUACUUGAAAAUAGUCCGUAGUUUCCCUCUCAUAUCGCUGAACUUUUUCAAAAGACUCAAAGUCAUAAAAGGCAACUAUCUCGACAACAAUAAAUACACGCUUUCUGUACUCGAUAAUCAAAAUCUUCAAGAGCUCUGGGACUGGGGCACACAUCCAUCCAUUAAAAUAUUGUCACGCGACGGUCCAGCCAAAGUAUUUUUUCAUUUCAAUCCUAAAUUAUGUCUCCAACAAAUCGAAACCCUUCGACAAGUCGCCAAUCUCGCUGAAUUCACCGAUCUCGAAGUCGCACCGAACAGCAACGGGGAUAAGGUCGCCUGCAACGUAACCGAACUCAAAGCCGAAGUCACCAAGAAAAAUUCCGAAGCUGCGCUCAUCCAGUGGGAAGCCUUCAACCAUGACGAUACACGAUCUCUUCUAGGAUACGUUUUUUAUUUCAUCGAAGCCCCCAGCCGAAAUGUCACCAUGUACGACGGUCGAGAUGCUUGCGGCGGUGAUGGCUGGCGCGUCGAUGACGUUAGCGCCGCUGACGACUUACCCAGUAUCCAUAUAACCGGCAAUCGUACUAUCCACAGACAACCCCACUAUCUUACCCAUAUAUUGACUCAAUUAAAACCAUAUACGCAGUACGCUUUCUACGUCAAGACUUAUACCAUCGCCACUGAAAGAUCAGGCGCCCAGAGCAAAGUCCAAUAUUUCACUACGCUUCCUGACGCACCCAGCCAACCCAGAAGCUUAUCGAUAUGGAGCAACGCCAGUAGCGAAUUAGUCAUUUCGUGGAAUGAACCUGCGAGAAAAAACGGAAAUUUGACACAUUACAAAAUUAUCGGACAUUGGGAUCGCGAUGAUCCUGCUUUUGUAGCUCAGAGAAAUUAUUGCGAUGAACCUAUGCUUUUACCGGAGAAAAAAUCAAUGUCAGAAAUGGCGGAAGAAGAGCGUAAAAAAGUGGAAUUAGAAUCGGAAUAUGAGAAGUCCCCGCCGAAAGGCCGAUGCGACUGUUCUAGUCGAAAGCCAGAGCAAUCGAGCGAACUUGAGAAAGAGAUCUCGAGUUCCAUAGCGUUCGAGGAUGCGCUUCAUAAUGCGGUUUAUGUAAAAAGGACAAAUUCACGUAGAAGACGAGACAUCGAUGCCGUGCCGUGGAAAAGAGACACGGGUUAUGCGCAGGAAAAAGACUAUAUUGACCCGAGUGAAAACAAAAUCGAGAACGGCACUUACGUCAGAUUCGCAGUGUUGGUACCAGCGACGAACAAGACAUUCGUCAUGCGAAAUUUGCGACAUUUUGCCGAAUAUUACAUCGAGAUAAUCGCCUGUCGCGAAAAAGUCUUCAAUGAAACACAGAACUAUUGUUCAACGAAAGCGGUGAAAGCUUAUCGCACAUUGCCCAUCGAGAGCGCGGACAACAUACCACCGAGUUCAUUCAAGCUCGAAAAAAUUGGUGGCAAUAACAGUUACACUUUUGUCAAAUUACAGUGGGACGAGCCACCACAGCCAAAUGGUCUAAUAAUCACUUAUCAGAUCGAAUACAAGAGACUGGAUAUACAAAAUAUUCAACCUACCCAGGUUUGCAUAACGCGUCACGACUUCAUAAAAGCUGAUUAUUCCUACAUUUUGAAGGAUCUCGCGCCCGGCAAUUACUCUGUAAAAGUACGAGCCACGAGUUUGGCAGGGAGCGGCGCUGAUUCCGAGACGAAAUAUUUCUACAUCGAGGAGUUCUACACGAGCAGCAAAUUUUGGAUCGCCUUUUGGUCAAUAUCGAGCAUAACACUUUUGACGCUUUCUCUCGUUACGUUCUACGUGUGUAAACGGAAAUUUAUGCGCAACGUACCGAGCAUGAGACUGAUCGCGACUGUUAAUCCCGAAUACGUCAGCACUGUUUAUAUCCCCGAUGAAUGGGAAGUACCGAGAAAGAAAAUUCAAUUACUACGGGAAUUGGGAAACGGCUCUUUCGGCAUGGUGUACGAAGGCUUGGCAAAGGACGUUGUCAAAUCUAAACCCGAAGUUCGAUGUGCCGUUAAAACUGUCAAUGAAAAUGCUACCGAUCGCGAAAGAAUUGAAUUCUUGAACGAAGCCUCCGUUAUGAAGGCUUUCAACACCUACCACGUCGUGAGAUUGUUGGGCGUCGUGUCGCAAGGACAACCGACGCUGGUUGUCAUGGAGCUCAUGGUAAACGGUGAUUUGAAAACGUAUCUACGAAGUCAUCGACCCGAUCAGUGUGAGAAUUUCAUGAAACAGCCACCGACGUUGAAAAGGAUUUUACGUAUGGCUGUUGAGAUUGCCGACGGCAUGGCAUAUUUGUCAGCCAAAAAAUUCGUUCAUCGUGACUUGGCCGCACGUAAUUGCAUGGUUGCCGAAGAUUUGACCGUGAAAAUCGGCGACUUUGGUAUGACCAGAGACAUUUACGAGACCGAUUAUUAUAGAAAGGGGACGAAGGGACUUUUGCCGGUGAGAUGGAUGGCGCCUGAGAGCUUGAAAGAUGGCGUUUUUACAAGCUUCUCUGACGUUUGGAGUUACGGUGUCGUUCUCUGGGAAAUGGUUACACUUGCCUCCCAACCUUAUCAGGGUCUCUCCAACGAUCAGGUUUUGCGAUACGUGAUCGACGGAGGUGUCAUGGAACGACCCGAAAAUUGUCCUGAUUCGAUGUAUACACUGAUGCGAAGAACUUGGAAUCACAAGUCAAACCGUAGACCAACAUUUAUCGAUAUUGCGACAAUGCUGUUGAGCGAAGUUGACGUCGAAGGUUUCGACAGAGUGAGCUUUUAUCACUCCCCCGAGGGGAUUGAGGCGCGUAAUCAGAACAACUCGCAUUCGCCGCACAAUGACAAGGAUUUGGAAUUGUCAGCUUUGCAAGAUUUGCGAGAAGACGAGGGCGAGGAUGACGAGGAUUCACCGUUGCGACAAGAUUUCGGAGAUUUCGCAAGUAUCGAGCCAUCGUAUUUGAAGAAUAAUUCGAAUUCGAGAUACGGAGGAGAGCCUUACGGUGAAAAUUCAAAGGUCGUUACGAAAUUUCACGAUUUAAACUCAUCGAAGAUACCAUUAAAAGCAGGAUUCGAUGAUUUUGAUGGUGUGUCAGCGGGCUCGUUGAAUUCGAGCAAAGACACUCUGGACUUUCCAUUCGUUGAGGACAGUUUGAAGUCUGUUAAAGUUUCACCGUCCAAUAGGAAGAAAAGUUCAUCCCGCGGUAGCUUGAGUCUCAAGUCGAUGAAGCAACAGCCACGGAGCCCGGCGAGUUGCAGCGAAAUCGCUGUUUCGAUGCAAGAUAGUCCGGGUUUGUCUUUGAAGUCACGAAAAAAUAGUCCGGAUUAUGAGAAUCAUACGCCUGAGGUUUUGUCGAUGAUCGAAGGCAAGGAACCGAUCAAAUUACGUAUUAAUUUUCCACCCAUCGACGAUAUCGAUGUCGUUGAUAACUCCUCUACUAAUAACGAUAAAUGCUCUCAACCCGAAUACACUGAAAAAUCAGAGACUCUUAACAAUGGUUUUAUAAGUGGUACUACAACGUAGUCUCGCGUGAUAUUUGGCAAACACUCGAAUCGUUGAAUCCUCUAAAAACGAUGAUUCAUCGUGCUUUUAUUCCUCGAGCAAAUUUCACUUUCAUUUUUUCUACUUUUUCAUUUUCUUCUUUCUUUUGUUUGUUCGUUUGCUUAUUAUUGACAAAGAAAUAAUCACGCGUUAUAGCGUGGAUGAUGUUCUUGAGGCCCGAAUCGAAAGGAAUUUGCGACUAAUGUGCGAAAACGAAACAAGAAGACUUACAUUGUACAGAGUUUUGUACAACGUUUGAGUUAAGCUUGAACCUAUUUUUCAUUCCAAUAUGUUUGAAAAUGAGCAGCUACAUAUUCCUGAAAAUGAGAUAGUUUUGUAAAAGACACGUAAUGUUCCCACGUUUUUUUUUUUUUUUUUUUUACAUUUUUCAGUGCAAAUUCCUAUUAAUAAUAUUUAUCAAACCGUGUACAGUAAUUAUAAUAUAAUAAAUUUAUUUCUAACGUUAGUUUCGUUGUUGAAAAAUCAAUUUUUACCCUGUUCAAGGGUUAAGGCUUGAGAUGGUAAAUUUUCAACGAAUUUUGAGUGAAAUAACCUCGGCUUGAAAUGACGAAUCAACUUCAACCCGAAUACGAGUUACUCUCAAGGUUUAUUUUGAAUUUAACACUCGAGUAUAACGAUUCGGGCUCUCUAUGAAACUUGAAAAAAGAAAUAAAAAGUAUGGAAAAGAGCAGAGAGUGUCUGAGCUAGUCUUACGAUGUUUUACAACUGAAAUUUGGGUUACGGAGCUUCCGAGAUAUUUCUUGUAACAGAGAAAGGUGUUUGUGUUUUUGUUCACAUACGAAUGAAACAUGUGGCGAGCGAGGGAGAGAGUGAGAAAGAGAUGCGGGAAAAAUGUUAGUAUUUUAAAAUAACGUAGCUUGUAAUGAUAAAUUUAAAUUUUUAACGUCCCUAACGUACCGGAAAUAUCUCCAAAUUUAGCCAUUAUCCUACACUGAACAAGAGAAAGAGAGGGAAAGAAAGAGAGAACGAGAUAGAGAGUUAUUGAAAAAAAUGAUUAUUUAUCACGUUCAAGUCCUCCAAUAAUUUUCGUCUCUCUUAGUUUAAAAUGUCGGUACGUCUUUACGAGUAAUUGUACCUUUUGUUUUUCUCUCGGUGCAAGCCAACGACUCGUCGAUGGAUUAUUUGUAAACAAGAUUGCGAUUCUUUCAUUUCUUUAAGAAUCUUUGAUAACGCUUAUCCGAUGUUACUUUGUUUUUUCUUUUGUUUUGUUGUUUUUUUUUCUCUUUUUACACGAAACCAUUGAUUUUGUCCACAUUUUAUUGAGAUAUCAAACGACGUUAAUACUUGUUCUUGUUAUUAUCUCCAUCGGAUUGAAAUGGAAUUGAAGUCGAACGAACAAAAAAAGUGUAUAAAAUCAAAUGAAACGAAAUGAAUUAUUGGAUUUUUCUACUAAUACUUUCAAUAUUUUCUGUUGAAUGAAAUAUGAUAUCGUUGAACAUUGUUUUUUGUCACGUCGAAGUCUAUUCGUUCUAAAAGUAAUGAGAGAUUCGCAACUCGGGUAUGUAAACUAUAAAAAUAAGGAUAAAAAAAGAAACAAAAACAGCAGAUACUGCCUAUUAGGUGUCGUUGCGAGCCACGUUUCGUCGCUCAAACUACUCGUGGCUUUUCGCCACUUUGUAAAUCGUUUAAGAGAGCCAGGCAGCAAAUUUUUUCGCAGCCAUCCCUCCCAACGAACAAUCAUUCCCAUUUCCUUUGCCCCAGGACCCUUUUCUCCUGCUUUCAAUUCCUCUCUACUUACUUUUCAACAACGCCGAAAGAAUCGCUCGGAGGUAAAAAUGUAAUAUUUAUAAGUCAUGGAUAGCCAAUUUAUUGUUAAAAUUAUUAUUCGAGGGAAUGUUAAUUUUUGUAUUUACUGUUUCUCCCCUUGAGAUUUAACUGGGGAUGAACGUAGUUGAAAUGGAAACAAAAAUUAGAACAAUUUCACGUCUCAUCGACACGAUAUUUUUCACGAAGAACCAAACUUUCAAUCUCAAUGAAAUUUUUUUCAAAUUUUUCAACUUUUCAUUCAAUAUCAACUGAAUUUAUCCUCGUGUCCCCCUUCGCCGACAGUUCUUGCAUUGAAAAAAAAAUUUCAAAAAGUCUUGUUGAAAACACCAAAACGAAAUAAUCACCCUCGACAUAAAACUUGGAUUUUUUGCAAAUUAAAUUCAAAUCUAAAAAUCUCUUAAUCAUGAACGAUCCACGCACCGUUUAUUUCGAUUUCUCUACUUUUCCUCAAUUUCUUCAACUGAUCACGCGAUCGAGCAAAUCUUUUUUACCAUUCAAGUGAGUCUGUGCGAGUUAAAGUGAAAUUUUUCGAUAAUAAAUCAUUGAAGAACGACCAACAAUUUUCCGUUCAUAUCGUAUGUUAUUCGCACACUUUUUAAAAACUGCGAACUACCAUUUUUUACGCUUCCAAUUAUUUCAAUCACUUAACGAAACGAAUUUCAAUUAUUUUCCAAUGCUCGUUAAAACAUCGUUGAAUUAUUUAAGAUUUUUUAAACCACCGAAGCACUACCCACGAACUAUCCUCCCACACGUGUCCUCGAGACAAGCUUUUUAAAAAUGUUUUUCCCUCCAAAGCAGUUCAUUCUUAUUGAAAAAUGUUGCUCCACCCUUUUUGAUAUCGCCUCCUUGCGAGCACUCCACUUUGUACUUUCGCGUUAUCCUUUAACUCGGCUCAUGAAAAAACUCUACUUUUUCCUGAUGCAUACAAAAACAAUUGGUGCGAAGUUCCAGUACGUCAAAGAGGCUACUUGCGAGAAAUCAUUUAUCGUCGCUUUUUUUUUUCUAAACACACUUGAGCGAGCGAUGAAAGUCAAAAAUAAAACGUUCCCCAACCCACUGUAUUGGCAAUCAAGGCUAAUGGUAUUUUUUUUAACUGUAUAUCUGAACUAAUCGACUUAAGAAUUUCGAUCGAAAAAAAAACGAGAACGUACGAGAGAAGCUAAUAUCAUGUAAUCCCUCCUAAAAAAUAAAUCAAUUCUCGUGAGCGAACGGAAAAAGUACGAUGAAUGUUGAGUGUAAAAUAAAAAAAACAAAAGAAAACAGAACAAACGAAAGAGUAUGGAAAUCGACAAAGAAACGAUGUUCUGUGCAGGACAAAAAACAACGUCGAGAGUUAUUGAAUAUCGAAAAGAAGAAAAUAAGAAGAAAGAAACUUGCAUUUCCCCCUCUCCCCCCCCCCCCCCGACCUCUCCGCCCCAGAAUCAAUAACACACUUUUCUUUUUCGUGUAAACAAGAGAACAUAGACUGUACAAAGCCUAGUGAGAGCCAAGAUUGACGUCGAACAAGAAAAAAAAUAGAUCGAUGAAUAAUAAAAGAGAUAAAAAAACUGGCGUUGGAAUUAUUGGCGAGGGAUACAGAAAUAAACCGAGAGAGUGAGAGGAAGAAUGAGAGAAUGUGAGAGAGAGAGAGAGAGAGAGAGAGAGAGAGAGAGAGAGAGAUGUGAACUAAUUGAAAGGCGAUGAAGAUUUUUUUCAAAUGAAUAUUGACGAUCCACGCAAUACAGUUAAAACUAUAUAGAUAAAAAGAGAGAAGAAGAAGAAUAAUAAAACGAGCCUCAAAACAAGACUGAUUAGCUAAUGCCCUCUGUAAACCCGUAACCUCCCGUUAAGUGAAAGAAAGAAAAAGCUAAACGAAAACGAAAAAAAAAAAAAAAAUAAUGUUGCGAAACAACAUGGUAGAAGUUCCAUAAAGUUUUUUUUUCUUUCUGUCAUUGCUUUUCUUUUUUUUUUUGUUGUUAAUUCUCUCACCGCGUUAAGUUCUAUUUUUCGUUUGGAUUGACGUUGCAUCCGACGAGCAUAAUCGUUCGAGCAGCGUCAUCCGCUUGACUGACUGUUGAUCCGACACAAUCCCCGAGAGUUUAGUAAUGCGUUGUGAAUAAAAAAAAAAAAAAAUUCGAGUACCAGCGGACAGUCAAGUUCCGAGGAAAAAAAAACACACACACACAAAAAAGUCAUCGAUGAAAAAAAGAAAAAGAAACAUAUUUAUGUAUAAAUGUAUAUGCAGCGUUCGAUCAUGGUAUUUUUCUCGAAGUACCAGUGACCUAAUAUACAAAAUAAUUACCUUCAUUUUCACCGUUUCACAAUAUCAUUUAUAUAUGUUGGAGUUGAAAAUUGAUGCACGAAAAAAAAAAGAAAAUUAACGUCAAGUUUGUUUGUUUGAUCAUUAUGAAAUUAUAAUUAUUUGAUUUUUUUUUUUUUUGUACAGAAAGAAAACGUAAACGUAUCAGAUGCAACGAGGUAAUUUAAAUAGUUGUGUAUAGAAUCGUACGAAUAUUAUAAUUGUACAAGUCUUUUGUCUCUUUUUAUUGUUUUUUGUUUCUAAUUGUCGUAAGAUAAAAGAAAAAGAGAAAAGAAAGCGUAUGUUUUGUGUUUACUUCUCUCCAGCUGUACGAUGCAUUUAUGAAACAAAAUAACGGCAUACUUUUCAGCUCUCUCUCCUCCUAACUCACCAAGAAAUUCUUACCAAAUCAGUAUAAUUUGUCGCUUUCGUCCGUGCCUCGAGCGCCCGUACCGUCACGCCAAUUUCGUAUUACACAAACUGUUGCAAUUAUUACGUUUCAAUAUUCAAAAUUUCAUGUUGUUUUUUUUUAUCGUCCGCGCCAAAAACUAAGUAAAAGUAAACGAAUAAAUGAAGAAAACAACACUGAUGUAUACAUCGACUUUCCGGCGAAUGCGAGAGGCACUCUCGUCUUCGUCAGUGCCAAUGUAUCAAUUAAGCGUGCAUCCAAACGGGUGGCCCAAUCUUUCGGUUCACGAUUCCAUCAACAUCGUGCCUCUUAUAAGAAAUACUUUACACGGUGCUAAAAACCUUUACUCUCCUCGAUAUCACGAGAAAUUUUUUAUUUCUUCCAUUUUUUAUCUUUAUUUUUCGAUACCUUACAUUUUUUUCGGAAAAAAAACCUUCUUCGUUGUAUUUCUUUAUUCAUUUUAAAAAUCCUUAGUGCUUUAACGUUAUUGACGCGACAAAAUUAUGCUUCGCAACGCGACACGAAGAGCUCCAACGUCGUUGAGAUUUCACCACAUUUUUAAGUACAAACAAACCACCUGAAGACCGAAAUUUUCGUCUUUCCCCUCCCGGGGAAAAUGAUUUUCGCAUUCUCCUUCUCUUCCGAAUCGUCAUUCUACCGAUGUAUAAAUGUGAAUGCCUGUAUAAGCUGUGUGCAAUUGUGCACAACAAAUGUGUAUGCAUAUACAUAUAUAUAAAAGAUAAAAUGAAGAAAGAACGAAACAAAAUCCUACAUGCAAUUACGUUUUCUGUUUUUUCUCUUUCGCCAGCACACACACACACGCGCGCGCGCGCGCGCGCGCAAGGUAUUUCAAAGUACCGUCAGUCUAAUUAAUCGUUGACAGAAAUCAAAUGUCAGACGCCAUUCAGCCGAUACCCCAGCGUAUUAUAUUUGAAGAAUUAAUGAUAAUAUUAAAAAUCGUAAUUAUUCAUAUUAAUAACGUUAUUAAUAAUUAUCAUAGAUAUUAAUUUAAAUAGUUGUAACAAUACGAAGAAAAAACAAAACAAAACGCUAUAAUAAUGAUUAAAAUAAGAAUAAUAAUAAUAAAGAAGGAAAAAAGCCUCGCUCGUAUUUUCAAGUAUUGAUAAAUGACAGAAAAUGGAUAGUAAAAAAAACAAAACAAUACAAACAACAGAAUAAACGAUUAAUGCUUAUGAUGUUUCUGAACAUAUAAAUAUAUAUACAUACCUAUUUAGUAUAUGUAUACAUACCACGUAUGGUUUUUGUUUCAAUUAUAAUUUUAAUUUAAUGUUAUUUUAUUUGAUAUUUAAUAAGAGUGUUUGAAUCACCGAUCAGGUCUAUCCUCGAACAGAAAUAUCAAGAGGAGUAUGCGUGGUCGUUUUUUCUCUAGCGUUCGACAAUCGAGCAGCUCUUCUGGUUUUGACUUUUGCUAUUGCUGUUUUCGUUUUUUUUUUUUUUUGCAAUUUCUUUUCCUCGUUCCGUUUUGAACGAAUUGUUAUCUCUUCAUCUAUCUCUCUUUCUGUACUACACCGACUGGCGACUGCUCGAGAAUGGGCCACCGAAGGCCUCAGUCUCAUUGAGCAUAUGAUGUAUAUGUAAUUUAUACAUAUGUGUGUAAAUAUUAUAUACUUGGAGGUAAAAUUAAGACAAGUGAAAUAAUAA